This is a messenger RNA of Ipomoea nil (Japanese morning glory), 648 nucleotides long. RefSeq names its product RNA-directed DNA polymerase homolog. Bases 1 to 648 code for a protein of 215 amino acids. The transcript has a single exon. NCBI's taxonomy places the organism in Eukaryota, Viridiplantae, Streptophyta, Magnoliopsida, Solanales, Convolvulaceae. The record is from RefSeq and is a predicted model, not a curated record.
AUGCCCGGUGCUGACCGAUCCAUCAUCGCCCACCGACUCGCCGUGGACCCAAACCACCGGCCGGUCGUACAGAAGAAACGGUAUCUCGCCAACGACAGGAGUGAAUUUGUAAAGAAGGAGGUGAACACGCUGCUGGCCGCGGGCCACAUCCGAGAAGUUAAAUACCCGGAGUGGUUGGCAAACGUGGUCCUCGUACCAAAGCCCCCAGCUUGGCGGAUGUGCGUGGAUUACACUGAUCUCAACAAAGCCUGCCCAAAGGAUCCGUUCCCCUUGCUGCGGAUCGAUCAGCUGGUCGACGAGACCGCAGGGUCGGCUCUGCUGAGCUUCAUGGACGCCUUCACGGGGUAUCAUCAGAUCUUCAUGCACCCGGCUGAUGAGGAGAAGACCGCGUUUCUAACACCGGACGGGGUAUAUUGUUACCGAGUUAUGCCCUUCGGGCUUAAGAAUGCCGGGGCUACUUACACGCGGAUGGUCGCCCGACUGUUUCAAGACCUGCUGGGGAAAUCCAUGGCAGCCUACGUAGACAAUAUGCUAGUCAAAAGCCGGGAAGAGAUCAAACACGCGGAAGAUCUGGCCGACUGCUUCCAGGUGAUGCUAAGGUAUAAUCUCCGACUGAACCCGAAAAAAUGUGCCUUCGCGGUGCAAUGA